Messenger RNA from Nannochloropsis gaditana CCMP526, 736 nucleotides. Its product is annotated as trna splicing endonuclease 34-like protein. Gene Ontology annotation, biological process: tRNA splicing, via endonucleolytic cleavage and ligation; tRNA-type intron splice site recognition and cleavage. Gene Ontology annotation, molecular function: nucleic acid binding; tRNA-intron lyase activity. The transcript has 2 exons. The record is from RefSeq and is a predicted model, not a curated record. The coding region runs from base 40 to 558 and encodes 172 amino acids.
CUCCCUCCCUCCCUGCCUUUGGUCCGGGGCCUGGCCGACAUGUCCGGGUACCAUUCCCUGGAAGAAAGGAUGCUGAGGGCCGUCUAUCGCGACCUGUGGGAGAGGGGCUUGACCAUCGGAAGCGGAGGGGCCUAUGGCGCUGACUUUACUGCCUACGAAGGCGACCCCAUGGCCUUCCACUCCUUCGCCGCGAUCAUCGUCCUCCCUGCCUCCUCCCCUCUCUCGGCCCGGGCCCUCUCUGCCAGUGUCCGGCUGGAACAAAGCGUGGUGAAAUUGUUAGUUUACGCCGUCUGCCAUCGGAGGGAGGGAGAGGAGGAGCACAUGGAAGGUAGAGGGGAGAAACGGACGGGUGAAGGGGGGGAGAACGGGGGCGAAGAGAGGGAGAAAGACGUGAGGAUGGAAACUUCCACUUUUGCCGAGGGAAAAGGUAAAGAAGGAGACGUAGGUACUAGGGCGGCGAUUACACGAUUUGGGUGGCCGCGGCGGAGUUAUGUGGGUGGUUUUAUGAUCGAAUAUAUGACACUAAGGUUCAUUUCCGUCACUAGAAGGAUGGAAUAAGCCCAGGAAGGGUAGAAGAACAAAGAAAUGAACGAUCAAUUAGCAGUCUUAUUCCACGUGAAGGAUAGAGAAGUGGAAAAGCUGUUAAAGGGAUGGGGAGGGCCGACCGGCAUGAUUGUUUGUGAAGUCUUCGACGUGCAGACCGGGCUUAAAAGGAUACUUAUUGAGUAGUUUUUUU